AUGUGCGCCCGCAUCCCGCGUGCGACGCUCACUGUCUUCACAUUGACGGAGGAGAUGGGGGGUAUGCAGGAUGAUAUUAGCGACGAAGACGUAGAUCGCCUCGACAUCCGCUCCCUGCUUGGUUUUUGCAACCUCGUGGAGCUGCGCGUCAAUGUCGUAUCCCCUCCGGACCUCACCGACGCCGAGUUCCGCUCGCUCGCGCAGGCCUGGCCCCGUCUGCGCGUCCUCAGCGUCCUCUCUCGUCGCCGGUGGGAUUCCCGAGGGCGCACCCCAAGCGCAACUCUCCUGACCUUUGUGUCGUUCGCAGAGCUCUGUCCGCACCUAAAGCGCAUAGAGAUAGUUGUCGAUGCGCGCCUCCCAAAACGCUUCUCCGGCAAGCCAGGACGCGGCGCGGCGUGCCACGCGCUCAGGCAGCUGCACGUUGGAGCCUCGCCCAUCGACAAUGCAACGUUAGUCGCGGCGUUCUUGUCUGAUAUAUUUCCGCCGCUGGGCUGCGUUGAGAUGGAGACCAAGCCGUUGGUGGGAGGAAAGCUGGUCGAGGAGACAAGACAGAGGCGUUGGAGCGAGGUGAAGAAGUUGUUGCCGACGUUCAACGCAAUACGGCUGGCUGAGCGGACGUAUGUGGCGGCUAACGAGUGGCAAAUGGGAAUGCGGCACUUGGAGGUAUUGGGAAGUGCGCCUGAAGAUGGGGACUCUUCAUCGGAAGGCUCAUCUGAAGGGGAUACCUCUGACUCGUCGAUCGCCGAGAGCGAUUCGGAUUGGUGA
Molecule: messenger RNA, 765 nt
Organism: Schizophyllum commune H4-8
Lineage: Eukaryota; Fungi; Basidiomycota; Agaricomycetes; Agaricales; Schizophyllaceae
Exons: 1
Coding region: 1-765 (254 amino acids)
Source: RefSeq, a predicted model, not a curated record